GAUUUUUACCGGAAGACUUGCGCGCAUGCGCUGUCAACCUCAACGCAAGGAGCAGGGACCGGGCCACGGCGCAAACCGCAUUAAUAAAACGAGAUGGCUGGAUUGCCCCGCAGGAUUAUUAAGGAGACGCAGCGCUUAUUGGCUGAGCCUGUGCCUGGAAUCAAAGCGGAGCCUGAUGAGGGAAACGCUCGGUAUUUCCAUGUGGUGAUCGCUGGGCCGCAGGAUUCGCCCUUUGAGGGCGGGACAUUCAAACUGGAGCUGUUCCUCCCAGAGGAGUAUCCCAUGGCUGCUCCCAAGGUCCGAUUCAUGACCAAAAUCUACCAUCCUAAUGUGGACAAACUGGGCAGGAUCUGUCUGGACAUCCUGAAAGAUAAAUGGUCUCCAGCUCUUCAGAUCCGUACAGUGCUGCUCUCUAUCCAGGCUCUACUAAGCGCUCCGAACCCUGAUGACCCACUGGCUAAUGAUGUCGCUGAACAGUGGAAGAGCAACGAGGCUCAAGCCAUUGAAACAGCCCGAACAUGGACCAGGCUCUAUGCCGGCAACAACAUUGAAGUUUAGAAGAAGGAACCGGUGGCAUCACGUGAGAGAAGUGGAACAAUCUCCUCCAGUCUUCUUUUGCAUUUAAAGGACACUUUCUCAGACAAAUUAAAACAGCAAGCGAAAAAAAAAAAAAUACGAUUCAAAAGCAACUACUGCAGCCCUUUGGGUGAGUGUUGGUGUGUUCCUGGUCAGAGCUAAUGUUCGCUCCACUAUAUGAUCUCUCUGCUUCUGGGUUCGGCCAGGAAAUGACGUGUGGUGAUGGCCUGGGGUUUCCCAGCGUCCCUUGCGUGGUCACUACACUGGACCCUGUCAGAAUGUGUAGUACAGUCUCUAUUACAGUCAUUAGCGCAGUGGAUUUCACUGGAAACUGAUUGUAGGCUCCAGGCCCUGCAUCCAGGUGGAUGGUUCAUUUUUGUUAAUUUCAUUUUUGUGUUAUGGGGUGUAGAGGGAGGGCCUGUUAAACGUGGGAUGCAUAUAUGCUGCUUCUCGGUCAGGGACAAAAUGAUGUGAAUUUCUUUUUUUUUUUUUUUACCUUUUCCUUCCUGUGAAACUCUUCAGUUCAUUAAACGCAUGUGGUGAACCCGUCUAUAUCAUUGCCUAUCUGACAGAACCCGCUCUGACGUUGUUGUAUUCCAAACGAAACGUGUGUGAGUGUCCGUGUAAAGGUUUGUGUUUCGGCUGGAAUGGAAUCUGUAUGACUUGUCUGGGAAAAUUAAAUCUGUAAAUGUUCAGUUUUAGUAAAAAUAUUUUUUGUUAUGUUA
Messenger RNA from Onychostoma macrolepis, 1301 nucleotides. It is a transcript of the gene ube2nb, whose product is annotated as ubiquitin-conjugating enzyme E2Nb. Gene Ontology annotation, cellular component: nucleus. The transcript has 4 exons. Gene Ontology annotation, molecular function: ubiquitin conjugating enzyme activity. Gene Ontology annotation, biological process: DNA damage tolerance; protein K63-linked ubiquitination. Bases 94 to 558 code for a protein of 154 amino acids. The record is from RefSeq and is a predicted model, not a curated record. Lineage: Eukaryota; Metazoa; Chordata; Actinopteri; Cypriniformes; Cyprinidae.